This is a messenger RNA of Prunus mume (Japanese apricot), 4030 nucleotides long. Its product is annotated as HEAT repeat-containing protein. Gene Ontology annotation, molecular function: protein binding. NCBI's taxonomy places the organism in Eukaryota, Viridiplantae, Streptophyta, Magnoliopsida, Rosales, Rosaceae. The record is from RefSeq and is a predicted model, not a curated record. Gene Ontology annotation, biological process: intracellular cholesterol transport. Gene Ontology annotation, cellular component: trans-Golgi network; recycling endosome.
GACAGCAUGGAUCGAUGCGUAGCAUCUGAUCUCCCACCUUCCUUCGAUCCUUCCUUUCAACUCAACGACUCGAUCAGGAGGAGGAGCCCCUGAGAAAUCAAAGUAAUACCAGAGAGAGUGAGCCCCUGAGAUCUGCUUUGGUUCAGUGGUUCUACCAUGGCGUUGUGUUAAGGCGGUGGAGAUAGUGAGGCUUCGAUGGACGUGGAGAGGUCGUCGUUGUGCAAUUGCGUUGUGAAUUUUUUGCUGGAGGAGAACUACUUGCUCACGGCGUUCGAGCUGCUCCAUGAGCUUCUCGACGAUGGCAGAGACAACCAGGCCAUUCGACUCAAGGACUUCUUCGCUGACUCUUCUCAAUUCCCACCCGAUCAGAUCUCUCGCUUCAACUCUAUUCGAGUUGCAGAUCCUCAAAGUUUGCUAGAAGAGAAAGAAGCAGUAGAAGAAAAAUUAGCAAUUAGUGAAUAUGAGCUUCGUUUAGCCCAAGAGGACAUUUUGAAACUGAAGACUGAAUUGCAGAAGAAAGCUGAAUCACCUGUAAAUGAAUCAAGAGGUUCAAAUUCCAGUGUUUCUGUAAAUAAUGGACCAGAAUUUCAGCGGCAAAAGAGAGAUGUUUCCUUCUCUCAUUUGGGUCCAUUGAAAGAUAAUGAACGCAGAGAUCUUAACUGUGCUGUAAAAGAAUAUUUGCUUAUAGCAGGGUACCGGCUUACUGCAAUGACGUUUUUUGAGGAGGUCACAGACCAGAAUCUAGAUGUUUGGCAGGACUCACCUGCAUGCGUGCCAGAUGCUUUGCGCCAUUAUUAUUAUCAGUAUCUUUCGUCCACUACAGAGGCUGCUGAGGAGAAAAUUACCAUGCUACGAGAAAAUGAUUCGUUAUCGAAAGAAAAAGAGACUUUGUAUCAUGAAAAGCUGUGCUUGCUUAAAAACAAAGAUUUGGCUGAAGGUCAAAUCAGUACACUAAACAAAUCAUUGGAAGGUCUGCAGAAGGACCUUAAAGAUAAAGAGAACCUUGUACAGAAUUUGAAGCAGUCCCUGGAGCACCAAAGGAAGGAGCUCAAUGAUUGUAGAGCUGAAAUCACUGCUUUGAAAAUGCAUAUUGAAGGAUAUCGUUCUGGACGGAAUACGGUAGCUUCUGAUGCUGAUCAUGUCCAAUCCCUGUCCUUGGAAAGAUACAAGGAAGAAGUAAAAUCACUGCAGAUGGAACUAGAAAGUUUAAAAUCCAAACACACAAAAGCUCCUGAUUUUUCAGAUUCCACCAAUUCUGAGAAAGAGUCUGUGCAAAUGGAAGAAAAAGUCGUCGUCAUGGAUGAAGAUAAAAGUCUAAUCCCGCAUCCAGUUGAUGUAGUAACAAGAGUUGUGGAAAAGGAAGAUGAUCAAUCUCUGCCUGCUCAAACUUUUGAUGACAAUAUAGUUACACCUAAGGAAAUUCCACAAGAGUUUUCGGUGGCUCCUUUGAAUGAUAGCAGUAACUUGGUCAAUGAUGAAAGUGUCUCCAAACAAAAUACUGAACCAUCAUCAGGCGGAAGGCUACAUCUAACGUCAGAGGAUCUUAGUGCUGGAAUUGUUUCUGAGAAAAGGGGCCUAGAGACCAUUCAGAUCCUUGCUGAUGCUUUGCCCAAGAUUGUUCCUUAUGUUUUGAUCAACCAUCGUGAGGAGCUUCUUCCCCUGAUCAUGUGUGCAAUUGAGCGCCAUCCAGAUAGUAGCACUCGAGAUUCCUUGACCCACACAUUGUUUAAUCUAAUCAAACGUCCAGAUGAGCAACAAAGAAGAAUUAUAAUGGAUGCAUGUGUUACCCUUGCUAAGAAUGUAGGAGAGAUGAGAACAGAAACAGAAUUGCUUCCCCAGUGUUGGGAACAAAUAAAUCAUAUGUAUGAGGAGCGCAGGCUGCUAGUUGCUCAAUCAUGUGGACAGCUUGCAGAAUUUGUCCGGCCUGAGAUUCGUGAUUCUCUUAUUUUGUCUAUUGUUCAGCAACUCCAUAAAUAUUUCAAGGUUGAGGAUUUGAUGUUCCAAUUGGUAUGUGAUCCCUCUGGAGUGGUGGUGGAAACUACACUUAAGCAGUUAGUUCCUGCAGUAAACAAGUGGGGAAACAAAUUAGACCAUAUUUUAAGAGUUCUACUCUCUCAUAUAUCAAGCUCUGCUCAGCGUUGUCCUCCCCUUUCGGGCGUUGAAGGGUCAGUGGAGUCACAUCUUCGUGUUUUAGGUGAACGAGAACGCUGGAAUGUUGAUGUUCUACUACGGAUGCUAAUGGAAAUGCUUCCUUUUGUGUACCAGAAAGCAAUUGAGAUGUGCCCAAUUGCUUCUGAUCCGGAAACAACUGGGACAAUAUUUUCUAUAUCUUUCCUUGAAUUGUAUGCAAGGGGACAUGCUCAAUUGCCUGCAUUUGAGUGGCUGCAUGUCGACUGUUUUCCUGCUUUGAUACAGCUUGCCUGCUUGUUACCCCCAAAAGAAGAUAGUUUGCGAAACCGAACCACCAAGUUCUUGUUGGCUGUAUCAGAACACUAUGGGGAUUCUUAUUUGACACACAUAAUGCUGCCUGUAUUCCUGGUAGCCACUGGGGAUGACGCUGAGUUGACAUUUUUCCCAUCUGCAAUCCAUUCCAGAAUUGAAGGUUUGAGACCAAGAACGGCUGUGGCUAAGAGACUGGCUACUAUGUGUGUCUUACCUCUUCUCUUAGCUGGUGUUUUGGGUGCCCCUAGUAAGCAUGAACAGUUAGUGGAGUACCUAAGAAAGCUUUUAGUUGAAGGUGUGACAAAUCAGUCUACAAAGUGCAAUGCUGAGAUUGUUGAUGCUGUUCGCUUCCUUUGCACUUUUGAAGAUCAUCAUGGUAUGAUAUUUAACUUACUAUGGGAAAUGGUUGUCAGCUCCAAUAUAGAUAUGAAGAUCAAUGCUGCCAAUCUGUUGAAAGUCAUUGUUCCAUAUAUCGAUGCAAAAGUUGCAUCUACUCAUAUUUUGCCUGCCCUAGUUACUUUGGGUUCUGACCAAAACCUGAGUGUGAAGUAUGCAAGCAUAGAUGCCUUUGGAGCUGUGGCCCAACAUUUUAAAAAUGAUAUGAUUGUUGAUAAAAUACGUGUUCAAAUGGAUGCGUUUCUUGAAGAUGGAUCACACGAAGCUACCAUUGCUGUGGUUCGUGCAUUGGUGGUUGCUGUACCACAUACAACGGAUAGACUUAAAGAUUAUCUUUUAUCCAAGAUUUUUCAACUUACAGCCAGUCCGCCUGCAAGUGACUUGAUGCGCCGUCGUGAGAGAGCCAAUGCAUUUUGUGAAGCAAUUCGUGCUCUAGAUGCGACAGAUGUUUCAGCAAAUAGUGUACGGGAUUUCCUCCUGCCUGCCAUACAGAACUUGUUGAGAGACUAUGAUGCGCUGGAUCCUGCACACAAGGAAGCCCUUGAAAUUAUAAUGAAGGAGAGAUCUGGUGGAACUUUUGAUACUAUCAGUAAGGUGAUGGGGGCUGGGCUUGCAUCAUCUGUGACUAGUUUCUUUGGUGAAGGUGGGUUACUGGGCAAGAAAGAAAAUGUUGAGCUACCGCCAGAGCCAGUUGAGUCUCCGAAGGCUGCACCAAUGCCACCCGUCGAAGACACUAGGUUAAGGCGCAUCAUGCGUGGACAUUUCACUGACAUGCUCAGAGGCAAAGCAAAGGGCGAUGAAACUUAGAACCAAUAAAGUUUAGUUGUUACUGAAAGGGGUGGCAGAGUUUAUUUUGCAUCUAGCCAUCUCAGGUGAAGAUCAUUUUGUUCUCAAUAUCAAGGUUGUGGUCUGCUGAAACCAAGGAAUUCUUUUAUUUUUUGGUGUCAUAGAAAAAAGGGUUUAAGAAGGGAAGAGCAAAUUUGUACUGCAUUUUUAUUGUUCUGGUUUUUUAGUGUAGAAAUUGGAUUGAUCAACCAAUUGAAUUUAGUGGAUAGUUCAGAACACAUCAUCUUGAUCCUGAGCUCUUUGCUGUUGCUGGCGGUUAUGUAAACCCAGGCUGCAUGUUUUAUACCUUUGAUAAGUUGUAUACCCUAAUUUCAUAAAAAUAAAGUCAUUGUUGUUGAGUUUCAAA